Molecule: messenger RNA, 2268 nt
Organism: Brettanomyces bruxellensis
Lineage: Eukaryota; Fungi; Ascomycota; Pichiomycetes; Pichiales; Pichiaceae
Exons: 1
Coding region: 1-2268 (755 amino acids)
Biological process (GO): regulation of DNA-templated transcription; DNA-templated transcription
Molecular function (GO): zinc ion binding; DNA-binding transcription factor activity, RNA polymerase II-specific; DNA binding
Source: RefSeq, a predicted model, not a curated record
AUGAGAAAAGCAGCAUACAGUUGUGAUCGAUGCAAGUCCAAGAAAAGAAAAUGUGUUCGUCAAAUUGAAGUGGGUCAAAACGCUUUUGUGGAGACAUUUGAUGUCGCAUAUCCUUGUAUGGAAUGCAUAAAGGCAAAAGCCCUUUGUCAUACAUCCCUCUCAGAGAGGAAAUAUAUUAUUGAUGAAGGUAAACUCAAUACAAAUUUAAGAAAAGAAAGAGAAUCCAUAGGUAAUCUAGACGUUGCACCGACACCAUUUACUGGAACGUUGCAGACUACUCCUAAGGAUUUCUCCCCCAUAUCAUACAAAUACUCUGAUAAAAGCGAUGCUAUUUCCACAUGUGACAUUGUGGAUGACGCCUCUUCAAAUGAUUCUCGCCGAGAAACUUCUUCAUCAACUGAGUAUAAUAGCAGGACAUCAAUAUCAUACUCUCUAGAUUCAGUUCGAAACAUGCUUUCAGUAGCGCAAAGGCAAUUGCAUGAUGAAUCUACGGAGGCACGACUGACAAUUGAUGGAGAAGGCCAUACACAUUAUGCCAAUUUAUUGUGUUCAUCAACUAUUCAGAAAAGUAUAUACAAAAUGGUUAAAGGAAAAGGUAACCUCAAUUUGGAAGAGAACCCUAAGAACCCAUUUUUAGAUAACUUGGUGAAAGACGUCAAAAUUGAUGAAUAUUCGUGUGGUAUUACAAGACAGGAUACGGAUCCAUGUGUGAAACUUUUCUUCGAUCGUGUUUACCCUACUUGUCACUAUUUUGAUCAAAACCAAUUUUCAAGAUCAUACGAAUUAUAUUGGCUAAAGUUUAAAUUUAAAAACAUUAGUGUUAUUAAGUCAAAAAUCACACUAGAUAUAACGAAAGAAGGUAUAUUAUAUCUUGUUUGGUUGAUAGGUAAUUUGGCAGUUAAAAGUGACAGUCAAAAGAAUUCACGUGUAAAGGGUACUCAUUUUGCAGCUCAAGUAGAAGGCAAUUAUUUACAGCUUAUUAACAAGAUCCUUCCCAUUGCGAUAUUGAAGCCGUGUGUCUCCGGUGUACAGUUUCUCUCUCUUUAUGGCAUGUACUUAGAGAUGACCGAUUCUGUUCAAAAUGCGUAUUAUGUCAUCGAAAUAGCUGUUGCGCAGGCAUUAUCAUUAGGUUUGAACAAGGAUAUAAUAUCUUCCAUUCCGAGCUUUGAUUUGCGGAAACAAAAGACGUACUCAUAUAUUUGGUGGUCGCUUUUUUGUAAAGAAGUGUUGUUAUGCAACUUAUUAAAGCGACGGAGCACUGUAAAUCUAACAGAUUGCACAGUUAAAUUUCCUGAUUCAUAUGGAACAUUUUCAAAUGAUAUAGAAUACUGGAAGGAGCCCGAUGACUAUAACGAAUAUUUUGGGAGCAUUUGCAAGCUUCACAUGAUCUUAUACAGAAUUUUGAAUUUACAUCUCCUUAUUUCAUCUCCAAACCGGAACGCCCCCACAAAGGAAGAUAUUUAUGACGCAACACAUAUCAGAAAUGAUUUAUUAUCAUGGAAACAUUCUCUUUCCCCCCGUUUGAAUGAUGUGUUUAACUUUGGAGCCAAUUAUUCAUCUCAUUACAAAAUUUUCCUUCAUCUAUGCUUUCAUAAUUUUUUUGCAAGUUUGGGCCUUCCAUUUUUGCUCAUGAUUCUUAGGACUAUUCGGUCUGAUUAUAAGCUCAGAAUUCCUGCAAAGAAUCCGGUCAUGUUAUAUUUCACUUCGGCAAUCAAUUGUUCAAAACAACUUUACAAUAUUGUUAAUUAUGAGUACGUUAAUCAUAUUUUCAAUGGAUCUAUUUAUACAGAUAUAAACAUUUUAUAUGACGGUGUGAUAGUUCUUACAAUUGCCAAACUCAUCCUUUCCAACAAAAGCAUGCCUAAUAUUCUAGACACGAAAAUGCUAAAAGCAAAAAAAAAUAUUACUCUUGAAAGUAUACAAGAUAUGCUAAAAAAAAUUAGAGAUCUCAACCUGAAGCUUUCAUGUUUCACGCAUGGAACGAUGAACUCUGUCAGUGGUUUAAUCGAGAGCCUUCUGGAAGCAGUUGAUACUUCUGUUUCAAGUAAUGAAUUAUUGACCACUGAGAAGCACUUAGUGGAAAGACCAACGUGUAAGAAUGAAAGGUAUCAUAAGAAUGAAAUUUUACCUUUAGGAGAAAAGAAUAUUGAAAAUUAUGUUGAUCCCUUAGACAAUUUUCCAAGUGAUGAUGAUCAAUUCUUUGAUGAAAUUUCGGCUGAUCUAAAUAACCAAGAGACGGAAAUUAAUUUUUUUGGCAGAUUCAAAUAA